CUGGAGCGGAGCGGGGGACGUCGGACCGUGCUGCAGGAGAGGAGCUCAGCUCUGAUCUCGCGUAUGCUGAGCAGGGGCAGCGGAGCACAUGGAUUUCUAAACACGUUGGGAUUUUAUAGAUCUACAAAAAAAACCAAGAAGCCAACCUGACCCUACUGAAAACAGUCAAAUGAAUCGUAAUUGCAGAUCAAUGCAGAGAGAUGGGGAAACUUCACUCGAAACAUGCUGCCGUUUGUAAACCCCGAGAAAGUCCAGAAGGUGAUAGUUUUGCGGUGAACGCCUCUCUGGCUCGCAGAGGGCUGGAGGACUGGAUGGUGAAGCAGAAAUACUCCGGGGGCAGCAGCAGCAGCGGAGGCAGCAGCUCGGGACUCCAGCAAGGCUGCCAGCACCGGGCUGUGUGCAGGCUCUCCAGCUCCAGGGAUUUAUCUGGGGAAGGCUACAGAGAUGCUAUUGGUGAUGAACACUUUCAUCUAGAAGUGGCUUUGCCUCCAGAGAAGACAGACGGAGUUUGCAGUGGAGAUGAAAAGAAAGUAGAAAAAGAAAGUGACACACACACAGGUUCCAAGAAGCAACUGAAAUUUGAAGAAUUGCAAUGUGAUGUGUCUGUAGAGGAAGAUAACAGGCAAGAAUGGACCUUCACACUGUAUGACUUUGAUAACAACGGAAGAGUCACACGCGAGGAUAUUACCAGCUUGCUUCAUACCAUCUAUGAAGUAGUUGAUGCAUCAGUAAAUCAUUCUCCUAGUUCCAGCAAAACUCUGCGAGUGAAACUUACUGUGGCACCAGAUGGCAGCCAGAAGAAAAAGAGUAUCUUGUUAAAUCAUGCUGAUUUGCAGAGUGCCAGGCAUAGAGCUGAAAGUAAAGUUAACGAAGAAGUAAGAAGCUCUGAGAAGAAGCAGCGGGCUUCUCUCAGAUAUCAGCAGAGUGAGAACAAUCCAGAGCAAAGUGGGUGCUAUCGUCAUUGUGUUGAUGAGAACAUUGAAAGGAGAAACCACUAUUUGGAUCUUGCAGGAAUAGAAAACUACACAUCAAAGUUUGGGCCAGGAUCUCCUCCAGCAGCUCAAAAACAUGACCCGCCAUGCAGAGUUGUGAAUCAGACUAGAUCCCGUUCUCAUGAACCUGAAACCUUCCAUGCGCACCAUAGGAAAUCUCAAGUGGUGGAUCCAAGCCACAUCAAUCUGUCUGAAAGUUCAUAUGCCAAGAUUGCAGAAAUCCAACAGAGGCUGCGAAACCAGGACUCCAGCAAGCACUUUGUGAGGUCUCCCAAGGCCCAGGGCAAAAACAUUGCCCCUCUGCAUCCUGGUAGGGCAGUUAGAAAUAAAACUUUUCAAGGGGCACCCAUGCCAAUGGCUUCCCCUAGUGCAAGGGUGGGCCAGAAUCUUCCUUACCUCCCCUUGCAGUCUCAACAGGUUCACAAGAAGCAUAAGCAGAGGGCAAAGGAGAAUCACCAAAUGUGCAAAACCUUCCAUUCUCCAGGGACAGUUGUGGAAAAGGAACAUGUGAGAGACCUACCUACAGUCAUUUUAUAUGAAGGCCAAGUUGGACAGAUGAUACAAAGACAUGAACACCACCACCACCACGAGCACCACCAUCACUACCAUCACUUCUACCAGACAUAGAAGAGAUCCCACCAAUAUCCUCCAAGAAUCAUCCCAUAUGAAGGAAAUGUGUUCUUGUGAUACCAGAACUAAGGCAUUACUAUGAUUAAUAUUAUUGUUACUCCAUUAAUAUUCAGCUAGCAUAUAUUUUAGAGGUUAUACAGAACUCCUGAAACUUACCCUAUUUAUAUGUUGUGGAAUGGCAGAGCUUACUUAAACACCUUGUGGGUUUAUAUUUUUUUUAAGUGGCUGUAAAACAGCAAACAGCCAUAGCUUUUUGAGCUGUGAUUUAAUGCAGGUCAUCAACGCACUUCUUUAAAAGUACUACUUCCAUUGUAGUAGGAAAGAUACUUCAAAUAUUCUUGCAGACAUCUAGCUUACCACUCUGCUGUAUGUCGGCUGAUCGCACACAAGCCUUCUAUCAGGGGAGCAAUGUUCGAAGGGUUGGACUCCAGAGAUACUCGGAAUAAUGGAAAAUACAAACAGCUGCUACCUCUAGUAUUAUUCAGAUUUUAUUUUCUUUUUAUUGAUUGUAAUGUGCUACAGAAGGGGAAUUUAAUAUACUGCGUUUGUGUAGCCUGUUUGUGUUCACAUCCUUUCAAAUUAUCUUAAUAAUUACAAGGAAAUAUUAGCUAUACUUGUCAACAGAGCUACAUUUGUACGACUUACACUUUAUUUUCUUGGAGAUUCUUCACUGACACAAAUAUAGUCUGUUAUAUAUUGGGUGAUAUUUAAAUAUACUUCUUUUUUUUUCUUUUUUUUUCUCUUGCUUACUCUCCAUUCUGUUUGGAGUAACUGUUUGAAAAGAGGAGGAUGUGAAAUGGUUUUUUUUCAAAAGCAUCACUAAACUUUAGUGCUUGGGCCAUAAGUACAGUUCUUGGGGGUCUGAGAAGGAGAGAGGUUGCUUAGGGUUUUGUUUUGUUUAAAUCCACAGUUCUUUGUUUUGAGAAAGAAUUGAGGAAAAUAUACUUUCUCACUUUAAAUGUUGGCAAAUAUAUAUAAAGUAUAAAUAUAAAUAUAUAUAUAUAUAAAUAUGCACACUCUCAGGUACAUUUUGUUGUGUUUUAGAAAUCUGUGGUUUGAGAAUUAACAUUUUUUUUUUCCCACAACAGUGACUUUUUAGAAGCAUAUGCCAUGGCAUUUUCUUAGGUGGUUCCAAUUUAAAUUUCCCCAGCACCUACCAAUUUCUGAGACAAUUCAAUAUGUAAAAAACCAUCGUUCACAGUCAUUCUGGCCUCUUUUACUUUUUCCAUAUUGUAGGGCUUUCAUUCCAUGAAGGAGAAUGAGACCAUACUCACAAGACCUUACUGGCUGCUGAGAAAUAUGAAAGGUCAAAAGUAAACCAGAAAAAUGAAAAAAAGGGUCAGUAGUUCUAGUUUCAGGUCAAGUUCUAGUUUCUAUGGGGCCCACAUCUGUAAUACAUUCAGUUGUGUUUUGUACAGCUCACCAUUUUGCAGGUAGAAAGUGACUGAAAAACACCUAUGUUGGAACAUUAGAGAACUCCUGACAUCAAAAUAUAAUUGUUCUAUAAAAGUAUUUGCUUUUGGUUUUAAUUAUUUAAAGUGUUGUGGUAUUUUGUCUAUAGUAUAUAUUGUAAAAUCUAAUUAUCCCACAUUGUCAUAAGCCCUUUAUGAUUAGGUUAUAUUUUUCUGACUAGAGCUUUGAUCAGUUCAAAAUGGGAUACUACCCCAUUACUGCUGACUAGUUUUAGAGGACUGUUGUCCUUUCUAAGAACAUGGAGACAUCAACCUUGAAAGAAAAAUUUAAAGCCUUGCCUUCUUGUGGAAUUGGAAUAGAAUCACUGCUUUGUGGUAAUUAGGUCCAUCUCUUGUCUCUCUGGAUCAGCAGUUGUUUAGACUUAUUGUCCUCUUUAAAAAAUGUGGUUUAUUUUAUUCAUUUUUUUUUUUGCUGUCAGCAAUGUGUUCUGUUAAAUCUAACAAACUAGUUUUAAAAUGUGUUUGAUCUGUGUGACAACUAUACUGUUCUGUUUAUUUUUAAAAUUCCUAAAGUCCAAAAAUAUUUACAUGCAGAAUUUUCUGUACUGAAAAUAUGAAAAGGCCACAAAUUUGGUUAGUUACCACUGAGUUGUUCUAUUCUAAGCCUUUUUGCUGCUUGUGUAUCAUUCUUUUUCAAUGUAUAUAUAAUUAUGGACUGAAAAAAAAAGACGGCAUUUAUAUGUCUAGUAGAAGGAAUAAGCUUAUUUAUAUUAUAGUGUUAACAAAGUCUGAUGUAUUCAAGUAACUUACAUUAUACCGCAUGCAAAACACAAAAGUGUACAUUCCAUCUAAGAAGGGAUGCCAUGCUAUUUGUUUUGAAGCUGUAAUUAAAGCUGUUCUCUUUUCAGGGGAGCACCUGCCAGAGAAACUGGGAGGUGGGAAUUAUUCCUUAGUCAAUAUUUUUUAACACAGAUUGUUGCCGAAAGCCGGAAAAUGUUCUGGAAAACAAGAGUGCUUUCAGAACUGUGUGUUAUUCUAAAAAGGGGCAACAGAGGGGGAUAAAACUUUCACCCAAAGAUAUUUUGCUGGAAAAGAUAACAGCACAAACAACAAAAUCCUAUCUGAUUGAAAAGCAUUCAGUACUGGUUUUACCAAGUCAACUCUGAAGUGUAACACAGCUGACCAUUGGUAAUAACCUUGCAUUGAUUUGUUUUGGUUUCUUGUAUUUGGGGAUUCAACAUACAAAUUUACCUUGCUCAGAUUCUGUGAAAGACAAAUGCAUUUUAAUAACGUGGCAUCCCCAUGCUAAAACUUUACACCAGCCAUCUAUGGACAUACAGUAUCUACAUACUGUGUUGCAGUUGUGUUACGUGUACUAAGUGUGAAUAACAUGUAGCACAGCUUCUUUUCACAGAAUCUUAAAUUUCUGUAUCUUUUAAAAAUGUUUGCUUUUCAGUAUUUUGUAUAGUAAAUAUAGAUGGUUUUGACUAAAUGCUUUAUUUAUUUAACAGCAAAAACUGUGCCAAGAGAACUCCUGGAUAAUUAAAGUUUUGCUAGUUCAGAAAGCAGAUUUCCUUCUUUGGAUUUCAGGGGCUUAUUGCAAUUGCUGUCAGUGGUUGCAUAUCCCACUGAUGAAAGAGCUUGCAUUAACAUGUUUGGGAACAGGAUCAGGCCAUAAGGUAUGGACUGGGGAUGCUUUGGUUUUAUAUUUAAACUAUCAAAUUUCAAAGUUAAAUUUCGUGUCCCUUACUGUUAGACCUGUGUUGAAUAACUGAUUUUUCAUCUUGUUUUUAAAUCUGAAAACCAUUUAAAAUAUAUAUGUAUAUAUUUCUUUAAGUUGCUCAAAACUGUGGCUGAAUCUGAAUUUAAAAUAGAUUAGUUUCUGGAUAAACAAAAAAUAGCAUUUCUGAGUAAAAAAAGAAAUUAUUAUUAUUUAAAAGUAACAUGGAGUAACAUAAAGUAAUUCCAAAUAAAAACUCUAGUUUUUCCACUUACUACUUCUGUUUUUACGGAAAAGCAAUCCAGCAAAACAAAGUGAAUCCCAAAAUUUGCACUACUUGCUGAAAAAAAAAAUCAGUGGAAAAAUUUUGCUCACCUUUACCAGCUGCAAUUUUUGGGAAGCCAGGUUUAUUUUUAAACGAAGUUUGAUAAGCUCAUCUCACAACUUCAUGACCAGCUUACACAAAGUAAACUAAGCUAGCGUAAUGAAGUAAAAUCUUUGUCCUAGUGAAAUCUUUGGAAGACUGCCAGAUUCCCACUGGCUUCAGUGUGCCUAUAAUUUCAUUCCAGGAAUGUGGGUUUGAAGUCUACAUAAUGUGCAGACAGUGAUUUCAGUAUUUAUUUCUUAUGCAUUUUACUGCUGAUGGUUUUGUAGUAGCUAAUAUUAAAUGGAAAUUUUACUGUAAGAGAUCAAGCUGGUAAGUUAAUGAAGAUCAGCAGCAAAUAUUGUGCUUUAUACUGAUGUCACUGGAGGUCCUCAAGGCACUUCCAGAUGUUUUUGAAACAUCCACAUGUUCUUUAGUUACUAUUAGAUAUGAAUACCCAGUUCUGCCCUCUGAUGAAGUACCAGUUCUCCUGGCAUGUUGGCAGACCAGCCUCUUAAGUCCACACCAAAUUAAAAAGCCAAAUACAUGACUGCUAUAACUGCCUUCCUACUGUAGUCAUCGUAAGCACAGAACAGCAAAGUAUAGCUGGAGUACUUUAAAGGUGUAUAUGUGUGUGUAUAUAUAUAUGUGUGUAUAUAUAUAUAUAUAUAUAUAUAUACAUAUGUGUGUCGUCUAGCAGAAGUUAGUGAAUGGCACAAGGUGGAUUCUGACAGAGAUGAUCUUUUGUAAAGGGAUAAGUACUGUGUAUGUUCAACAGUCUACAAGUUGCCACAUAAAUAUACAGAUACGACAAAUGCUUACUGUUCUCCAUAUCAUUGUGUAACUCAAUUAUUGAAUGACAGAUUUCAUUUGUGUUCCAAUUAGCAGAAAGUUAGGCCCUCUGUGGCCAAGACUAUACUCAGCAAAAUUCAUCAUGCUAAAAUAUUUGCAAAACAUUCACCAUGUUUUUUGCCUGGAGUACAGGCAAGAAUGUUCAUGUUUGGAAACGUGUCAGCUGAGCAAAUCUCAACUUUAAUUACCUUGAUGCAAUUCAUCAAGAUCUGAAAAUAUGUUUUCAAACAUGACUUAUUCAUGGUUUUCCUGGGAACCAAGUCAUAUUCAGCAUCCUGUUAGUUGUCAGGCUCCCUUUUUUUUUUUU
Melopsittacus undulatus (budgerigar) is the source of this 6277-nucleotide messenger RNA. It is a transcript of the gene NKD1, whose product is annotated as NKD inhibitor of WNT signaling pathway 1. The record is from RefSeq and is a predicted model, not a curated record. Bases 201 to 1619 code for a protein of 472 amino acids. Gene Ontology annotation, cellular component: cytoplasm. Gene Ontology annotation, biological process: negative regulation of Wnt signaling pathway. Gene Ontology annotation, molecular function: calcium ion binding. The transcript is spliced from 10 exons. Lineage: Eukaryota; Metazoa; Chordata; Aves; Psittaciformes; Psittaculidae.